Molecule: messenger RNA, 1216 nt
Organism: Dendrobium catenatum
Lineage: Eukaryota; Viridiplantae; Streptophyta; Magnoliopsida; Asparagales; Orchidaceae
Product: probable protein S-acyltransferase 16
Exons: 7
Coding region: 246-1157 (303 amino acids)
Molecular function (GO): palmitoyltransferase activity
Source: RefSeq, a predicted model, not a curated record
UUUUUCCUCUGCUCUAGCUCUAUAAUCUCCAUCAGUGAUUCGAGUCAACUCCGUCCCACCCAAUUCUAGAGUCCAGCUUACCAAACAACAAGAUCUCGACGGCGACCUACCACCCAACCGAGCAAUUCUAUCCUUCUCCUUACCGGAGCUCUAGCGUCGCCGCAGCUUCUUAGUCAAAUGCCCCUGGUCAGUGUGUCAUUUGCCCGUUCCUCAAAACCCUAGACCAAGGGCAUUUUGAGCUAGAUAUGGGCCGAGAUAGGGAAUCAGCCGCCGCGGCCGACGCCGAUGGUCGGGGUGGGCGAACAGAGCUGAAUCGGCCGAGAUACGUGACACUCCCGAUCAUAUUGGUGUUCGCCUUGAUCGGGUAUGUCUACUACGUGACUGUGUUCUGUGUGAUAGAGGAUUGGUUAGGACUGAGGACGGCUUCGGGAUUGGGGAACGCUGCCACCUUUACAGCGUUCGCGAUUAUGUGCCUCACCACUUACGCGAUUGCGGUUCUCAGAGAUGCGGGCCAUGUCCCUUCGUCCUUUUUGCCCGACAUGGAAGAUCCUCAGGUCGUGGUCCACGAGAUCAAGAGGAAGGGUGGAGAUUUGAGAUACUGUCAGAAAUGUUCCCACUACAAGCCUCCACGAGCUCAUCAUUGUCGUGUUUGUAAAAGGUGUGUUUUGAGGAUGGAUCAUCACUGUGUCUGGAUAAACAAUUGUGUUGGCCAUGCAAAUUACAAGGUUUUCUUUGUUUUCAUGCUAUACACUGUAAUUGCUUGCAUCCACUCAUUGGCUCUGCUUCUUGGAUUUGCUUAUGAUGUCCAUAAAGGUCAAAUACACAGUGGUGGCUCUCUAAAGACUUCGCAUAUCAUCUAUGGAGUUCUGCUAUUCCCAUUAACCCUUGCAGUUAGCAUACUUUUGGGAUGGCAUAUCUACUUGGUCGCACAAAACAAGACGACAAUAGAGCAUUAUGAAGGAGUAAGAGCAACGUGGCUUGCAAAGAAAGCUGGGAAUGUCUAUGCACAUCCUUAUGACCUUGGUACAUAUGAGAAUCUCGUACUGGUGCUUGGAUCUAAUAUUCUCUGCUGGAUUUGUCCCACAUCAAGCCACAUCGGUUCUGGUCUCCACUUUCCCUCAUCUUAUCACAGCAGGCUUGAAACCAUGCCAAGAUAACGGCGAAUUAUUACGUCCGGCAUCCGAACCGUCCGGAGGCAAAUCCGGACGCGCCACGU